Ogataea angusta is the source of this 987-nucleotide messenger RNA. RefSeq lists its product as uncharacterized. Gene Ontology annotation, cellular component: nuclear exosome (RNase complex); cytoplasmic exosome (RNase complex). The coding region runs from base 1 to 987 and encodes 328 amino acids. The transcript has a single exon. Lineage: Eukaryota; Fungi; Ascomycota; Pichiomycetes; Pichiales; Pichiaceae. The record is from RefSeq and is a predicted model, not a curated record. Gene Ontology annotation, molecular function: RNA binding. Gene Ontology annotation, biological process: nuclear polyadenylation-dependent rRNA catabolic process; poly(A)-dependent snoRNA 3'-end processing; exonucleolytic trimming to generate mature 3'-end of 5.8S rRNA from tricistronic rRNA transcript (SSU-rRNA, 5.8S rRNA, LSU-rRNA).
AUGAUAAUCAGCAUUAGUGUGCCGUCAAAGCCAGAAGCUAGCGACACCAAGGCUGGGUCGUCGGUGGUCACUCCGGGAGAGCUGAUCACGGACGAUCCGACGUGGAUGCGCGGCCACGGGACGUACUUUCUAAACGACAAGACAUACUCUUCAGUCGCAGGAACCGUUCUCAAGGUGAACAAGCUGCUGAGCGUGGUGCCCUUCAAAGGCAGAUACUCACCAGAAACGGGAGACCAUCUGGUGGGCAGAAUUAUCGAUGUUGGACAGAAAAGAUGGAAAGUGGACAUCGGAGGUGAACACGACGCGGUGCUUAUGCUGGGAUCGGUCAACCUGCCCGGAGGUAUUUUGAGAAGGAAAUCCGAGAGCGACGAGUUACAGAUGCGUAAUUUCUUAAAGGAAGGCGACCUGCUAAACGCCGAGGUGCAAUCGCUGUUUUCGGACGGCAGCGCCUCCCUGCAUACGCGCUCGCUGAAAUACGGAAAACUUCGAAACGGCGUGUUUGUUGCGGUGCCUUCAAAACUGAUUGUGAGAGCGAAAAACCAUUCUCACGACUUGCCCGGGAAUGUGAGCAUCAUUUUGGGUGUCAACGGCUACUGCUGGAUCUACAAAACUCCGCUUUCUUCUGCUGCAGAUCACUCUGCUUCCACCGCUAAGACUAAUGCAGAGUUGUCUUCUGCGGCGUCCGGUAAUUAUCAGCCCGGGCAAGGUAGUGUAUCUAUCACGAGAUUGGAACAGGAGUCCUCCUGGGACAUAUACAGCGACAAGAACGACGCGCUCUCGGCCAGCAUCAAGGACACCAUAUCGAGAUACAAGAACUGUCUGCUGAGCUUGAGCCAGUGCAACAUCGGAAUCAACGAGAUCCGGCUCGUGCGGGCCUACGAAAUUAGUCUGGGGUACGGCGAUACAAACUUACUAUUUCGGGAAGAGGUUCGGCAGUCGAUUGGCGAGGACGUGAUCGCGCAAGAAAAAAUGCGAGGGGCAGGGUAA